CAAAAAAAUAAUGGCGAGUGAAGAAAUAGUGCUUCUUGAUGUCUGGGCCAGCCCAUAUGCAAUGAGAGUGAGAGUUGCAUUAGUAGAGAAGGGAGUUAAGUAUGUUUGUCAACCACAAAAUUUGGUUGAUAAAAGUUCUUUGCUUCUUGAGAUGAAUCCGAUUCAUAAGAAAGUUCCGGUUUUGAUCCAUAAUGGUAAACCCAUUUGUGAAUCACUCGUGAUUGUUGAGUACAUUGAUGAGGUUUGGCCUGAAUCGUCUCCUUUGCUUCCAAUUGAUCCUUACCAACGAUCACAGGCUAGAUUUUGGGGUGAUUUCAUUGACAAGAAGAUAUUUGUUGGUGCCAAAGAAUUAAGAAUGGCAGAAGGACAAGAAAAGGAGAAUAAAGCAAAGGAUUUCCUUGAGAAUCUGAAGAUAUUAGAAGGAGUGAUUGGUAAUGAGAAGUUUUUUGGGGGUGAUACAUUUGGUUACGUUGAUGUUGCACUAGUUCCAAUCACAAGCUGGUAUGACGUCUUAGAAACAUGUGGGAAUUUUAGCAUUGAGGUUAAUUGUCCCAAAAUUAUGGCAUGGACUCGAAGAUGUAAAGAGAGACACAGUGUCUCUAGUUCACUGCCCGACCCUAACAAAGUUUAUAGCUUCGCUCUGGAAACCAAAAAGGCGAUAGGGCUUAAGUGAACCCUGACCUUGGUAAAGUAAACCUCACUUCCAAAUAUUCGGGUCAUUCAAGUCUGGUCAUUCGGGUCGGGUCAAGUUCGGGUUGGGUAGUCUUCGAGUCAAUUUCAAGUUGGGUCAAGUUCAGGUCAUUGGGUCAGUUCAAGUCAGGUCAGCUUCAGGUCUAAUUGUCGGUUCAAGUUUAGAUCAGGUCAGUUUGAGUCUAGAAUUUAAGUCAGUUCGAAUCUAGAAUUUAGCAUCACAUGUUUGAUGCUGAGAAUUUCGAGGGUGGGGUAUUGUAGUAUGAUUUUUAAAGAAUAUUAAUUUGUUUGCUAUCUUUGCCUGUUAGAAUUUGUAUUGCAUUUCGGUAUUGAAUAUUGGAUCUUAUUUAUUGUCCAAAGAACUUUUACUCUGUAUUACAUCUGGCAUUGAAUAUUGGAACUUGUUUGCUAUCCAAAACUUCUUGUGGAAUAUACUUGAAGACUCCAUGGCAGGAUCAGAGUUUUUUUUUUUUUUUUUUUUUUUUUUUUUUUUUUUUUUUUUUUUUUUUUUUUUUGGUAAUGCCAAACAACACAAUAUUAUGGAUUAAUGAAAUUAAAGGAAGACUUUAAUAUAAAUUAGAAAAAAUUGUCAAAAAUAAUAUAAACUUUUAUCCGUCCGCUUAAAACAAGUCAAGCUUUAGAUUUAUUCUGAAUAAUACAAACUUUUAGGGGCCAU
Messenger RNA from Chenopodium quinoa (quinoa), 1366 nucleotides. RefSeq names its product probable glutathione S-transferase parA. Gene Ontology annotation, biological process: glutathione metabolic process. The transcript is spliced from 2 exons. The record is from RefSeq and is a predicted model, not a curated record. The coding region runs from base 11 to 673 and encodes 220 amino acids. Gene Ontology annotation, cellular component: cytoplasm. Lineage: Eukaryota; Viridiplantae; Streptophyta; Magnoliopsida; Caryophyllales; Amaranthaceae. Gene Ontology annotation, molecular function: glutathione transferase activity.